Malus domestica (apple) is the source of this 342-nucleotide messenger RNA. RefSeq names its product cysteine proteinase inhibitor 5-like. The record is from RefSeq and is a predicted model, not a curated record. Gene Ontology annotation, molecular function: cysteine-type endopeptidase inhibitor activity. Lineage: Eukaryota; Viridiplantae; Streptophyta; Magnoliopsida; Rosales; Rosaceae.
AUGCAUCCUCACUACGUUGUCGCAUUCUUUGCUCUACUUGUUCCUCUUGUCACCGCUGUUCCUGGCGCUUGGAACCCUGUAAACAUUAGCGACCCAUCUGUGAUAGAGCUCGGAAAGUGGAGUGUUUCGGAGUACAACAAGAAUGCCACAAAAAAGUUAGUAUUUGAGAAACUGGUUUCGGGUGAAUCCGUAUUUCUAUCAGGCAGUCUCUAUGCGCUUGUUCUUGCGGCUAAGAAUGAAUCAUUGGCUAAUCCCGCUGAAAACUACUUAGCUGGUGUCUGGGUGCAAUGGUGGCAACAAGUGAAAUUGACAGCCUUUAAAUACAAAGGCCAUGAGAACUAA